Paramecium tetraurelia is the source of this 2538-nucleotide messenger RNA. RefSeq lists its product as uncharacterized. NCBI's taxonomy places the organism in Eukaryota, Ciliophora, Oligohymenophorea, Peniculida, Parameciidae. Gene Ontology annotation, cellular component: microtubule; cytoplasm; membrane. The record is from RefSeq and is a predicted model, not a curated record. Gene Ontology annotation, molecular function: GTP binding; microtubule binding; GTPase activity. The transcript has 9 exons.
AUGUCAUAAGAGUCAUAAACGAGUUUGUUGGGAAACUUAAGAAAAGUGAUUACUUUAGUUGAUCAAUUACGUGAUAUAGGACUUAAUGAUUACAUAAAAUUACCUCGAAUCGUUGUCCUUGGUAUCCAAUCUGCAGGUAAGUCUUCAUUGUUGGAACAUAUUGUUGGAAUUGAUUUCUUACCAAGAGGAUCUGGUGUUGUCACAAGAAGACCGUUGGAAUUGCGUCUGUCUUAUUCACCUUAAAGUGUGUGUGCUUAACCAACAGCUGAAUUCGUAGAGGAAAUCAAAGGCAAGAAAUAUACCAAUUUUGAAGAAGUCAGAAAGAGCAUCGAAGAAUUAACUGACAAGGUGUGUGGAUCAAGCAAAAACAUCAUUGACAAACCAAUCAUUUUGGCAGUGACUGGACCUAAUUGUCCAGAUCUAACCCUUGUUGACUUACCUGGAAUUACAAGAAUACCAAUUAUGGAUUAACCUAAAGAUAUUGAAUAAAUCACAACCAACAUGGCUAAGAGAUAUUGCGAAGAUCCAUCAGCUAUCAUUUUAUGUGUUGUUGCAGCUAAUGCUGAUAUGACAACAUCAGAUGCACUAUUAUUGGCUAAGAAGUUGGAUCCAGAUGGCAUCAGAACUGUAGGAGUCUUAACAAAAAUAGAUAUUAUGGAUUAAGGAACUAAUGCAAUUAAAAUGUUGAAAGGAGAGGAAGUACCCCUCAAAUAUGGUUAUGUGGGAGUGAAGUUGAGAUCCCAAUAAGAAAUUAAGGAUAGUGUUCCCAUUGUGUAAGCUGUUCAGAGAGAAAAGAACUUCUUUGCCAAUCAUCCUGUUUAUUCUUCCAUUCCUGGAGAUAUAUUUGGUACUCAAGUGUUGACAGGCAAAUUAACUAGAAUUCUAUAUAGAAGAAUCCGAAGUUUCUUGCCUACUUUAAUGUAGGAAAUUAAUUAAAGGAUUUCUAAAGUGCAGAAUAGACUUGACAUUUUGGGACCUGGAUUGCCUAUUGAAGAUUCUGAUAAAUUACAUUUUAUUUGGCAACUCAUCCAUGAGUUUUCAGUUCGUUUUAGAAAUUCUAUCUCAGGACAAUAUGAAAAGCAAAAGGCUAAUAUCAAGAGUUUACAAGUGCCAGCUGGGUCAUCAAUUAAAUUGCUUUUCAAGGAUUUAUAUGAUGACUACAGUCAAUUAGACCAUUGUGCUUUAAAGAAAUUUAAGGAUGAGGACAUUCUCUAAGUCAUUUAAAAAUAUUAGGCAUAAUCUAUUCCUGGGUUUUUACCUGUGGAUGCAUUCUAUGCCCUUUUGAAUCCAGAAUUAAAGAAAUUAUAUGCUCCGGCUUAUGAAACUCUUGAACAAGCAUUUUAGAUCCUAGAAUAAUAUGCAACCACUAUUUUAGAAAGUCAAUUACAAUAAUUGCCUUCUGUUUACAAAAUGCUAUAAGAUUAAAUUAUGGAAGUGAUUCAUGAAUGUAAAAAGAAUGCCUAUGAUUCUAUUACUGAUGUUCUUGAUGCAGAAUAAAAUUACAUAUUCACGAAUGAUUUCAAUUAUUUAAGUGGCAAGCCUUUCAUCAAAUUUGGCAAGGAAUCAAAGGCUGAUUAACAAAAAGGAAAUCCUAUGGUUUUAGAAUUAAGAAACAAAAUAGAACAUUAUUUCAAAUUGGUAGUCAGAGCUACUAGAGACAACAUUCCAAAACUUAUUGGAUACUUUUUAGUUAAAGGAUGCUAAAAUCAAAUGUUGAGAUAAUUGUAAUCAAACUUAAUGCAAAACUAAACCAUUCUGUCUGUUAUAAGUGAAGAUUAGAACGUAGUCGAAGAGAGAAAGAAAUUAAAUAGGGAAAUAGAGACAUUCAAAAAUGCACAAAAGAUAAUUAAAAGAGAUCCUGAUCUAUCAGAAUAUAUUUUAUCAGCAACAGAAGAAUAGGAAGAUUAAUAAUAUAUAUAAAAAUAAAAAUAAUAAACUAGUUCUUCAUCUAAUUAAUAGAAUAAAUAAUAAUCAUUAUAAGCACCUUAAUAAUAAUAAUAAGCAACAACAACAACAAAAUUAUAAACUUAAUAAUAAUAAGUAACUACAAAUAAUAAUUAAUAAAAUAAAACUUAGACAACUAAUACUUAAAUAUCCAAUCAAAGAACAGAUGUGAUAAGAGAUUAAGAAUAACCUCCUUAAAGACCUAAUGAUCCUAUUGUAAAUAGAACCACUACUCAGUAGCCAGAUUCAAGCAGACAACAACCAUCCCCUACAUAACCAUAAUAAAAAGGAACUCAACCUCAAACUCAACCUACCCAAUAAAAUCAAUAACCUUAAAAUAAUUAUCCAUUGAAUAAUAAUAAUAAUAAUAAUAAUAAUAAUAAUAAUAAUAAUAAUAAUAAAACAACUGCAACUGCUCAACCAGCUGCUUAAUAAUAAGGACCUCCUCCUGCUCAAUAACAAUAAUAAACCUAAGCUUAAUAGCAACAACCAGAAAAAAAAAGUUUGUUUGGGUUUAUGAAGAAAUGAUUUAUAUUAAUCAUUUGAAAUUAUCAAAAUAUAUUAUGGACUGGGGAAAUAUUGUUUAUUAUUAUA